CUUAUAGUCAUUUCUAGUAUCCUUCUGUUCUCGCGGUAAUUCAUCUGGCUUCGUCUCAUUUGUACAUUCUAUACCCGAGACGUCCAAUUGCUAUAAGCUUUCUGCUAUCUAAAACGCCACGAUUUAUAUGCGGCGCCGUGCUUGAACCUAUUGGAUGACGAGUAGUGCACCUCAGUUUGAUCACUAUGGGAGCGGAUCAAAAAUAUGAUGAAGAGUCGCUUCAGCACGUCUAUGCGCUUUUGCGAAGAUACAGGUCAAACGAUGUGAUCAGGAUGGUUCUGGACGUUGCACAGUCCCGUCCAGCUUCUACAAUCACUUCCGCUUCGCGCUUAUCCCACUUGUCUUCUGAAUCACGCUAUUCUGGCUUCAGUACAGACUAUGCGCCAUCCUUGCAGUCGUCUGCUUCGUCGCGCUCGCAGCCCCAACACGCGACACCACUCUAUCGUUCUGAUCUAAGUUUCACAAAGCCUGCCAUGGCCUCCGCAUCCCCAAUCUCGGAAGCUUUCAGCCCGGCUGAUACGCUGUCAAUACCUUCGCCUCUCCCUGUUGAUAUUGACUCCAGAUCCAUCACCUCAUCCACACCGAAACGCAAUACAACAUCAUUAAAUGGGGGUCCUUGGUUCUGUACUUUUUGUACUGAACCCACUUCGUUUGCCGCGAAAGCCGAUUGGAAGAAGCACGAGACCAAGCAACACGAGACAGGCGAAGACUGGCCUUGUCCCAUCCAUAACUGCCUGGAAGUACUAGACCGGAAGCUAGACUUUGAAGCGCAUUUCAAACGCGACCACCCACACGUACCCUGCCCAACAGACGUUCGUGUACGCCUUCUACCCCGGCUUGUCUACGGCUGCGGCUUCGAUGGUUGCAAAGCCGUUUUGACUGGAUGGAAAGAACGAUGCGACCAUGUCGCGCUGCACAUGAGGCCAAAGGGAACAGAGAAGCGCAAAGGACGGUCAGAGUGGAAAUACUCGAACACGAUACAUAAUCUCCUUCGUCAAGAUGCAACACGCAGCGCUUGGAAGUCGCUUUUUGCAGAGUUCGAGUCUAAGCAGCCACGGUACCAGAUUACAUGGAGUCCUGAGAACACCCGCAUACUGCGGCAGAAGCUAGAGUGCAGCGACAUGCGUCCCAACAUCCUCGAAGUCGUGCACACAGCCCUCAGUCUCCGCGAAGGGCGCCCUUUCAACGACGCUGUGGAACUGGAUACCGACUUCAGAACACCCAGUCAAGACUCCGUGCCAGGGUUCGAACUUCUAUCAGACGAUCAACUGAAUCAAAUCCUGAGCGGUCGAAUCGAACAACCUGCCCCUACUAUGCGGCCUGCGCUACCCUCGCACACGCUCGACCCCAAACUUACUUUCAUGGAGCCGCACCCCGGCGACCUAGUCGCCUUCGACAUCCCGUCUCCUACCAUUAGCGGCCGACGGAUCAGCUACAUGGACGUGGACACUGAAGAUUUUGGCCCGUCAGAUGAAGGGCCAGAUCCCCAGAUCCCACCAGGGCUUGAGCUCGACCCCUCGCAGAUGUGCUAUGGCGCAUCACCGAAGCCGUUUCAGCUUUACUAUCCCCAUGGGCCGACGGUGGAGGGCAUGCCGCAGCAAAGGAGGACAUCGAAGGGGCAUAUUCUGACCAGGCAUUUCAAGGGAAGAAAGGCAUAGUGUUGCAUGCACUUUUUAGACCGUCAUACUGAUUCUUUUAUUUCGUAUGUUCUUGUAGCAUUACAUGUUUUCCGCGCUAUACCCAGAUAUCAUACACGACAACAUAUUUUCUUCGCAUCCCUUACAAUCUAUCCCGGUAUAAUUCAAAAGGCAUCCACACGAACUCGAAUAUCUCAACAUAUCACCAAGAUAGCAUCAUUGCCUCUGCCGCGAUUAUACCAGGUACAAAGUGGAUGUGUCCUCUUACACCACCCUGUCUUAACUCACACUGACUUGGUACCC
Messenger RNA from Paraphaeosphaeria sporulosa, 1940 nucleotides. RefSeq lists its product as uncharacterized. NCBI's taxonomy places the organism in Eukaryota, Fungi, Ascomycota, Dothideomycetes, Pleosporales, Didymosphaeriaceae. The record is from RefSeq and is a predicted model, not a curated record. The transcript is spliced from 2 exons. Bases 186 to 1658 code for a protein of 490 amino acids.